Messenger RNA from Effrenium voratum, 1368 nucleotides. The record is from the annotation of a GenBank genome assembly. Lineage: Eukaryota; Dinophyceae; Suessiales; Symbiodiniaceae.
AUGUGGCCGGCGGUGCCCUUCUACCUCUACAACGACCCCAUCUUGCUGUAUGGCCUGAUGUACGAAUGCAUGCGGUCCAGGCAGAACGAGCUGGAGAGCCGUCAGAGGUGGACGAUGCCCUACUUUGACUUGAGGUACAACGCCUCCCUGGGCACGGUCCACGAGUUUGCCGCCGCCAAGUACUUCGCGCGGCUGAUGAUGACCCACCCCUGGCGCACCAUGGAUCCUGCGCAGGCGGAGGUCUUCAUCGUGCCGACAGAUGUGGAGCCCGUCUUCCUGGAGCCGGACGGCCCCUGCGGCGUGGACAAAUACGAGGGCCACCUCUGGGAGACCUUGAGGGAGGUGUUCGAGCAGCCGUACAUCCGCGCCAAGAACGGCGCGGACCAUUUCUGGAUGAUGUCCGCCAAUGACCCCGAGCGGCUCAUUGAGAAGUACGCCCCCUUUGUAGCCCAGGAGCUCCGCCGCGUGAACCACUUGCACUUCCUGGUGGUGGGAGUCAUGGAGCUUUUCCCCGGCCGCUCGCUGAUGGCUCUGCCGGCCGAAAACCAGCGGGAGGUCUACGUGCUGAACGGCACGCGGAGGAGCCGCGCCUGGCGCUGCUCGCUUCCGGUGCCCUUUGUCCACAGCUUCCCCUUCUCAGAGCACGGUGUCGCCUUCAGCUCCUUUGAGGUGUGGAUGCGGAGGGAGUACAUCUUCUACCACCAGUUCUCUGGCUUCUACCAAGACGAGCGGUCCAGGCAGCUGCGGGGGCAGGCGUUGAAGAUCCCACAGGCGGCCGCAGACCCUCGCCGCGUGUGGGUGGGGGACCGCUUCGUGAGCAGUGAGGAGUUGGCGCGGGGCUUCCGCAGCAGCCGCUUUUGCUUGGCCAUCGCCGGGCGGAAGAACGGCGGGCCCACCCGGAAGUUCUACGACGCGGUGGCCAGCGCUUGCAUCCCUGUGGUGGUCAGCGACCAGUGGCUCUUCUCCUUCGCGCCCUUCCCGGGCCACCUGCAGCACGAGGCUUACGCAGUCUUCGUGCCGGAGGAUCGCUGGCUGAAUGACCUGGCGGGAGUUAUCAGGGAGUUGGAGGCCAUGCCUCGUCGGGAGCUGCUUGCGCGGUACAAGGCCUUGAGGGAGGCGGCGCCUGUGCUGGUCUACGACCGCCCCGACAGCCACGCGCUGGGCUCUGUGCUGCUUUGGGAGAUGAAUUCGCGCUGCGGCCACACCCGGCGGGACGAGGAGAUGUACCCGGUCGGGCAGCCGCUGCGGAGGCCGCGGCCGCGGAAGGUAAAUGGCAGCCGCGUGGCGGAGGCUUUGCUGCGGGUGUCUGGGCCCAAAGCCUUGGCCUGGCGACGGAACCCCAGCUCCGCCAGUCAGUACAUCGGCUGA